AUGUUCGGAGAUCUGGAGCGGACUCCCCGGACCCUGCUGGUUUGUGACCGGUCCAGUUUCCUGGAUGAGAAGAACCGGCUGAGCUCUCAGGUGGAGCAGCUUCACUUCAACUACAAGGUUAGCAUGAGCUGGUACUGGGCAAGUUACAACAUACCGUACUACGAAAACGUAUUCAAUGCCAGCGGCUGCAAUGAGCUGGUUGAGAAGUUUGGCCCGUGGUUCUCUCUGGACCAUAGUCCUCGGGCUCAGAUAUUCAAGAGAAACCAGACAGCUGUCACAGAUAUGGACUCAAUGGUCCGCCUAAUGAGGUAUAAUAACUUUAAGGAAGACCCAUUGUCAAAGUGUGAAGGCUGUAAUCCCCAUGCGAAUGGAGAGAAUGCCAUCUCAGCCCGUUCAGACCUGAACCCAGCUAAUGGCACUUAUCCUUUUGGCGCCUUACGGCAGAGGUCACAUGGAGGAACAGACAUGAAGAUGACCUCCUUCGGGAUGUUUCGUGACUAUGGUAUGCUGGCAGUGAGCGGGCCAACAUGGGACCAGGUUCCACCCUUCCAGUGGAGCACAUCCCCUUACAAAGACCUGAUGCACAUGGGUCACCCCGAUACUUGGGCAUUCAAGCCUAUAAAAGUCACCUGGACCCCAUAAUUGUUUUUACGCUGUACAGGUGCUGGUCAUAUAAUUAGAAUAUCAUCAAAAAGUUGAUUUAUUUCACUAAUUCCAUUCAAAAAGUGAAA
This is a messenger RNA of Anarrhichthys ocellatus (wolf-eel), 731 nucleotides long. RefSeq names its product putative phospholipase B-like 2. Gene Ontology annotation, cellular component: extracellular region. The coding region runs from base 1 to 642 and encodes 213 amino acids. Gene Ontology annotation, biological process: phospholipid catabolic process. The transcript is spliced from 5 exons. NCBI's taxonomy places the organism in Eukaryota, Metazoa, Chordata, Actinopteri, Perciformes, Anarhichadidae. The record is from RefSeq and is a predicted model, not a curated record. Gene Ontology annotation, molecular function: glycerophospholipase activity.